Molecule: messenger RNA, 2340 nt
Organism: Schistosoma turkestanicum
Lineage: Eukaryota; Metazoa; Platyhelminthes; Trematoda; Strigeidida; Schistosomatidae
Source: the annotation of a GenBank genome assembly
AUGGUAACGUUAUUUAGACACAUCCGUCUUUCAAGUACUCAGAUACGCCUGUUUGCUGUGCGUAGUUUUCCCCAAAACCGGGACAUGUAUCUUUCCUCCAGCCUACUUAUAAACACAGACACUUUUUUAAAUGUUCCAUUCACUCGCUUACAUCCAGGAACCUCAAUCUAUCGUCUCAGCACUAGCGGCUUUCUGUUCACACAUGUGCAGGAAAAUAAAAAUAUAGAGAAACCCAGUGAUUUUCCGAUAUGGAGCAUCAACCCAGAGAAGAUUGAGACAACUCGUGCAUUAAAUAAGACUGCACCACCGAAUACUAGUGUUGAGCCACCGGCAAACGAACCCAAAAAAGAUAAAGAUGACAAUCAAAACACGAAGCCAUCUCUGUGGAUUCGCAUUAAGAAUGAAGUUGUUCACUAUUACCAUGGAUUUAGAUUACUUGGGUUAGAGGUUAGAAUCGCCUCUGGAAUUUGUUUCAGAGUUCUCAGAGGUCAUGAACUAACUUGGAGAGAACGGAAACAACUUGUUCGUACUCUGGCAGAUAUUUUACGUCUUGUGCCAUUCGCAGUAUUCAUUAUUGUUCCCUUUAUGGAACUUCUGCUUCCACUUUACCUGAAGUUUUUCCCUUUCAUGCUCCCAAGUACUUUCAAAGACAAAUCAACUGAGACUAAUACCAUCAGAGCUAAGCUUGAGUUAGUUCGUCUUCUUCAGGAUACUUUGGCGCAAACUGCUGGGGCUAUCAAGAGCAGCUCAGAUGCACCUACUGUGGCUGAAUUCCAAGAAUUUAUUAAAAAGGUACAGAAAUCGGGUGAACAGGCUCAUGCUAAAGAUAUUACUAGAUUUUCCAAACUUUUCGAGGAUCGAGUGACAUUGGACUCUUUGGACAUUAAACAGCUUAGAAUGCUAUGUAAACUUCUUUCUCUUCCAACUCUUGGUACUAGUCGUAUACUAAGAUUUCAAAUCUGGAUGCGUGUUAGACAGUUGAAAGCAGAAGACAAACUGAUAGCGAAAGAAGGUGUUGAUCAAAUACCACCGUGGGAGUUGCAAAAUUUAUGUCAGGAACGUGGAAUGCGUUCAGCUGGUUUAUCAACAGAAAAACUGCAAUCACAGCUUAGUGAAUGGCUUGAUUUACAUUUAGAAAAGAAUGUGCCCACCACUCUUCUAUUAUUCUCUCGUGCACUGCACGUGACUCAGGCUCUAGUAGAUAAAAAUCCUUUGCAACAAGCUAUUGCUCAAUUACCUCCGUCAGCUUCAUCAGAGGCAGUUGCUCGCGUUUUAGAAGCUACGCCUCAUGAUAAACUUGAUCCUGUUACCAAAAUCAAAGUGUUACGUGAAGAACAAGACAGUAUUAAAGCUGAACGAGUACAGCGUAAACAAGAGUUGGUUGAAAAGCAAAAAUCUGAACAAAUUAAAACUGUUACUACUGGAUCACCAGAAAGUGACCAAGCUCCAUUGUUAAAAGGUCUUAAAAAUGAAGAACUUGACAAAGUUACACCUGUCCUAACUGACUCAGCUGUUCAUAUAUCCGAAACUACGGGAAUACAACAUGAAAAUGUGCAACCUAUCGAUACAGUACAAACAUUAGUUACUGAACAAUCAAAAGAUGAUUCAUCUGUAAAGCCUGGAAAACCAAAAGCAGCAGAUACUGAUGAGGUAACUGAAAUAUCUGCAGGUGAUCUAGCUGAAAUUCAAUCCGCUAUUGCAGAGUCCACACCUCAUUUAGGCGACAAAACUAUAGAUGAAUUAAAGGAACAAGUUGCAGAAACUGCAAAACUACAACAGCAACGUCAAGCUGAAUUAGUAGCUUCGGAUAAUGUAACAGACAAACGAAAAUCAAAAGCUGCCUUACGUCUAGGAUCUCGUGUGGACCGGUUAAUUAAAGAAAUGGAUACUAUGGUCGAUAAACUCAACGAUGAACGUACUCAAUUAUUAAAACAUAUUGAAGUUCGUGAAAGUCAUAUUAAUGAAUCAAUUGAAGCCAAGGAGCGAUCUAAAAUAAUGGAUGAAAUCAAAGCAGAUCAGGAUCGUAUGGUAGAUAUUAACGAUUUGUUGGCAUCUUUGAAGCGUAUUCAAAACAUUCCGGGUGAUACACGUUGGGAAAAGAUCCUGAAAGUUUUAGAUGAAGAUAAGGAUGGGAAAAUUGAGUUACACCAUAUAUUGUCUGUUAUUGAACUCCUGGGUGCAGAGAAUGUGAAACUAUCUAGUAAAGAAAUUGUACGUAUUCUAGAAAUGAUUGAUAAUGAACAAAUGGCAAAAGCAAUUCCUACAGAAGAAUUAAAAACUGAUAAAAACUGUUCAAAAUCAUCUAUUGAUCAUUCUUCACAGGUUACAACAUCAAAGUAG